GCUAAAUACCAAAGCCUAUUACCAUUUUGAGCUUUGGACCCCAAAUUUGAGUAGGCCGGUCUGAACUGGACCAACGGCCCAGAUCGUCACAGCUCGGCCCACACCGGAAACGGCAAGAAACACACCGGAAACGGCAGAGCGUGUCAUGACAUCUCUAGAGAAGUGCCGGAAACUCCAAGAAAAACCUUCGUCCUCGACUUUGCUCAAAACAAAAGAGCGCCAGACUUCCCUCACUUCCACACACUCCUUCGCCUGAAUGCUCACCGGAAUCGCCGCUUCCACACUCCGACUAGGCCUCAUGUCAGGCGCUAUGGCGAUGUCGUCUUCUACCAAGUCCUCUCUCAGCCUGAGAAAUCCUAGCUUGUCAUAUGCUUCGAGCUCUACGCUCUUCAAUUGCCGCGGAGGAGGAGGAGCUGGAGUAAUCGGGAGAAGUCGCGUUCGUUUCAACUCCCCGCUCAUUCGCGGUUUUUCGCUUCGUUGUUUUGCUUCGUCUUCUUCCAGUUCUGAUCGUGUUAAAGUUCAGAGUCCGAUUGUUGAAAUGGAUGGUGAUGAAAUGACUAGGAUCAUCUGGAAAAUGAUCAAAGAUAAGCUGAUAUUCCCGUAUCUUGACCUGGAUAUCAAGUAUUUUGACCUGGGAGUAACUAAUCGUGAUGCUACUGAUGACAAAGUCACCAUAGAAAGUGCUGAGGCCACCCUCAAGUACAAUGUUGCUGUCAAAUGUGCCACGAUAACUCCUGAUGAGACUAGAGUGAAGGAGUUUGGCCUUAAGUCAAUGUGGAGGAGCCCUAAUGGCACGAUUCGAAACAUCUUAGAUGGUACUGUUUUUCGUGAACCAAUUAUCUGCCGCAACAUCCCAAGAAUUGUUGCAGGUUGGAAGAAACCCAUAUGCAUUGGUAGGCAUGCCUUUGGGGAUCAAUAUCGUGCCACAGAUGCUGUUAUAAAAGGUCCAGGAAAGCUGAAAAUGGUUUUCGUCCCAGAAGGUGGUGAUACCCCAUUGGAGCUUGAUGUUCAUGAUUUCAAAGGCCCUGGAGUGGCACUGGCAAUGUAUAAUGUUGACGAGUCUAUUCGAGCGUUUGCUGAGUCAUCAAUGACAAUGGCAUUUGCAAAGAAGUGGCCUCUAUACUUGAGUACCAAAAACACAAUUCUUAAAAAAUAUGAUGGCAGGUUUAAGGACAUAUUCCAGGAUGUUUACGAACAGAAGUGGAAGGAUAAGUUUGAAGAACAUUCAAUUUGGUACGAGCAUCGGCUAAUAGAUGACAUGGUUGCAUAUGCGAUGAAAAGUGAAGGUGGAUAUGUCUGGGCUUGCAAAAAUUAUGAUGGAGAUGUCCAAAGUGAUUUACUUGCCCAAGGAUUUGGCUCGUUGGGUCUUAUGACAUCCGUGCUGAUUUCUUCCGACGGAAAGACGCUAGAAGCUGAGGCAGCUCAUGGAACUGUCACUAGGCAUUUCAGAUUGCAUCAGAAAGGCCAAGAAACCAGCACAAACAGUAUUGCUUCAAUUUUUGCAUGGUCGCGAGGACUAGAGCAUAGGGGAAAACUGGAUAAGAACGAAAGGCUGCUUGAUUUUGUUCAGAAGUUGGAGUCUUCAUGCGUUGAAACAGUUGAAUCAGGCAAAAUGACCAAGGAUCUGGCAAUCUUGGUCCAUGGCCCCAAGGUAUCAAGGGAACUUUACUUGAACACAGAGGAGUUUAUAGAUGCAGUGGCAAAGAAUCUGGAAUCAAAGCUCCGGGAACCUGCUGCAGUUUGAUGGGCAUAGCAUCCAGCUGCAUCUAGUGGUGGUUUGGAGAAAAACACGACCAAUUCAGACAUUUCCAUAAUGGGGUGAUAGGAUUUUAGCAUAGAACAUAUACUUGAAGUUCUCAUUUUCUUUGGAAAUAAAGUUGUAACGACGAUUCAGUUUCAACUUGGUGAUGGUCUUGUUCAAAAUUAACUAGAACAGAGGCCAUUGGGAUUUCGCCUUGCAAUCAAUAACACUUGGUAACACAUUCCUGAUUACAGCUCCUAUGACUCCUAACAAAAUUCUCAGACAUAUGACAAGAUCAUGUCUCAUAAACUGUCAUGAGAGAUACAGAAAUCCAUAUAUCACGCUUGUGCAGAGGUGCAAGUGCAAGAAUCAAGUGCGUCGGUGUUUGAUGGAUCACUGAAUGUACUUUGGGAUUUCCCCCUUCUUCAUCAUACCAAGAGCAUAUUCAGCUGUGUCAGUGAGGUCCUUGAUAUUGUGGACGGAUCUCUCCUCGGAUCCCAGCAGGAAGAUGGCACGAACCUCAGCCUUCUUUGCCAAUCUUGCAGCUAAAUUCAGAGGCAAACUUGGAGAGUUCAGACUGCGCAAUAGUUGUCUGUAGAGAGACAGUACAUAUCCCCUAUUACUUGCCAAGUCCUCAGCUGCCGCCCAAAUCUUCAGGCCUCUCGUUGCCAUACCUGAAAUGGAGAAAAAAGGAAAAAUCAAUUGUGAGGAAAAAUAAGACCAAAAGGCCAAAUCCAAUAAAAACCGUCAUGACAAACACAUUCAGCUAUACAAACUACUGCAAAACCACGAGACCCUCAGACAAUUCAUCGAACACAUGGCGUGCGCCUUCAAAUUCAUUAAUUCCCUUGUUAACACAGCUCAACUCAAGUACAUAUUCUACCGACAGAAUUUCGCAUUCCAGGCAAAAUUUCAGAAGCAAGCAAGACCCGAUUCCCUCCUUUUCUCUCUUUACUCACGCAUCCCAUAAAGUACCCAAAACAGUGUAGUUACCCAAAUUUAUGAUAAUAUAUAAACCUGAAAUGCCAAAACUGCAGCGAGAAAAAGGAUACUGAAGAAGUCGGAUCAAUGUCGCCGGGCGUCCACACUCUGGUAUAGGCCCCGGCGAACGACUUUGCCAGCAAUCCGGCAGCGACGGCUCUCCUCCAAACUCCACCUCACUUCCGGCGGCUCUUGUUCGAUAUAACUCGCCGUGCUGACCUCACUUUCGCUCUGAAACUAUUAGUCUUUAGCGUUUUUGCCACAAAAAAACGACAUAUUUCAAGCCCAUUUCUCUAUUGGGCCGCAGGCUUGUAAUGGACUACGCAUUCCCGGAGGGAUAGGCCCACACAGGGACCAGCUCUCGAUCAGUCUCCUCCACUUCCCCCUUCCCGUCGAUUGUUCUCGCCUUUGGCAGAGAGCACGACACGAGACGGCGUACACUAGGGUUUUGGAAAUCUGUGAGAGAGAGAGAGAGAGAGAGAGAGCUGUAUAUGCAGGAAACAAAGAACAUCAAUUGCAAGAGAGGGAAGAAGAUCGGCAACAAGCCGCAGAAUUCUCCGUCUCCGCUUCUCCUUGCAUCUCAAAAAUUAUAGAGAGAGAAAGAAGAGGCGAAAGGGAAACUUCAACAGAUAUCUCCCAAGUCUCACACCUUCUCCUUACUCUAUCGCCCUCUGCACCUCGUCCCAUCGCCCAUCACCGCCACUCACCGCCGGUAUUCAACUCUCCGGAAGGUACUUCAUUUCUGUAUUUUAAGAGUGUUCUGUAAAUCCGCGUAGGGAGUCCUUUUAAUACCUUUGUGACUAGACUAGGAACAGUAAACUGUGAUUCAGUGGGUUGAAAUCACGCCGUGGCGUCGAUGUGAUUGAAUCGCAUCCGCCCCUUGGCUGGGGGCGUGAGUAGGCAUGACAAUUUUGCCUAUACCCAUGGGUUCCUUACUAUUCAACCUAAUUGGGUUGGGUAUGAAAUCCAAAUAAAUGGAUAUGGGUAGA
This is a messenger RNA of Linum trigynum, 3711 nucleotides long. Lineage: Eukaryota; Viridiplantae; Streptophyta; Magnoliopsida; Malpighiales; Linaceae. The record is from the annotation of a GenBank genome assembly.